AUGGGGGUGAUGAUGUGCUACGAUCUCAUCGUCGUCGACGAGGCCCCCCAGCUGUUCGAGGAGCACUUCAGCCGCUUGCACGAGAUGUGGCGGGCAGCCGGCAAAGUACCGUGUUUGGUUUUCGCCGGGGACGAGUGGCAGCUCCCACCGGCGGACCACACCAAGCGAAAACUUGGUGAAUCACCCCGGGUGGCGUCUCGUGCACAAGAUCGAGCUGCACAAAGUCUGGCGCCAAGCAGACGGAGACCCACUGUUUCUGGGUAUCUGAGAAAGAACCGGCCAAUGGGCUCAGAAGGCGACGCCUUCGCCUGGUCGGGGCACCAUGAGCCAGCCAACCUGGACAUCGAAGAUUUCUUCCAGAAGACGGACGGCAAAACCAUGGUCGUCACAUGCAGCAUCUCCGCGGCUUACGACAACAAUCCGGACAACUACGACAUCCAAAGCAAGCUCCGCGCAGAUCGUAGUCCUGAACCACUAGCGCUGGACCUCUACGUGGGGCUGACGCGCAAUUUGGCAAAGCACUUGGGUUAUGCCAACGGCAUUACAGUGGUGGUGGAGUCCUUGGACAAGCGCACCAGUGCAGUUGUGGUGCGCACAGAGAUGCAACAAGUGCUGAUGUGCCCCAGGGCCGCGUGA
This is a messenger RNA of Cladocopium goreaui, 636 nucleotides long. The record is from the annotation of a GenBank genome assembly. NCBI's taxonomy places the organism in Eukaryota, Dinophyceae, Suessiales, Symbiodiniaceae.